AUGCAGUUAUCUAAUACAAAAUUAAUAUUCACAUUUAUUCUUACCCUAAAAUUUAAUCCCACACAGACAUUCAUAGCUUACGACUGCGAAGGUCCACAAGUCAACAUAACUGCAUUUAACAGUAUAAAUGUAGACUUUUGCGAAAACCCAAAACCCACAGUUAUACAAUCAAUACCUAAAAUAAAAUUACUGCAGAAAAUUGAAAUACAUUCACAACAAUAUAAAUCAUGUUUCAUUUCCAUAGAUUACCUAUUAACGAGAUGCUCCACAUUUGAAGACGCACAAAUGGUAGAAGGGGGAUUUUAUUCCGAGAUAAUUGAAUUAGGACACGCUCGAUGCGAAGAAAUACACCACAAAUUAAUUUACCAAACCCCGUUAGGGGGCAUAAUAUCGGGCUUACAUAUAAAUGAAACUUUCAUUACAUCCCACACAAGUGGUGGAUCUCUAGACAAAAAUGGCAACUGUAUAGGGACAACAUUUACAAAUUCCAGGGGUACAUGGAACAAUGUAAUAGUACAGGCUAAAUAUAAUAUUCAUUUAUCUGAGGGCACAGCCAUGGCAAAUACCAAGGAAAAUAUUCUAAUUUUACCGACAGGGUCUAGGUUAAAAUUAUCAGAUUCUUAUGGGCUUGACCAAUACAAGGGGGAAAUAAUAUGGACAAACGAAAGACAAGACUGUAGUAUAUCAGAAUACGACGUAUUAUAUGACGGACCAGCCUCCAUUGUCACUUCCGAAACCCAUAACAAUUAUAAAAUUGAUACGUACGUUGUAGAAACAACAUACAUAGCUUUUGCGCUAAAAAAAGUAUCUAUGACAUUCGCGUGCAAUAUCCCGGUCAUUCAAACUGAAAACAAUCAAUUACUAAUUAUAUCCCACCCAAUUUACGAAAACAGUUUCACUGCUGAACAAAUUCAACCCUUUAAUACUGACCUGCUAUCGUAUAUCAACACAAAAUUUGUAUAUCUGGAAUACACGAUAAAAAGAACGGUGACCAAGCUUUACGAAGACCUCAUAAAAAAACAAUGCAACUUUGAAAGACAGCUUCUCUUACAGAAACUCACCCUCGCUUCAUAUAGCCUUCCCGAAUUCGCAUACACCAUAGGAGAAGGACCCGGAUAUAUAGCUAUAAAAAACGGGGAAAUCAUAUAUCUCCAAAAAUGUAAACCUGUCAAUGUAGAGAUAUCUAUACAAACCUCAUGCUUCAACGAAUUACCGGUGCUGUAUAACAAUAGAACACUGUUCAUGACCCCAAAAUCACACAUACUUCAAACUUACGGAACGCAGAUUGACUGCAAUGAAUAUUUGCCACCAGCUUUCCAAAAAAAUGGAAAAUGGUUUUCAUUAACACCAAAGCACCAUAAAGUUAUAAUCCACAAACACUAA
Messenger RNA from Macrosiphum euphorbiae (potato aphid), 1383 nucleotides. NCBI's taxonomy places the organism in Eukaryota, Metazoa, Arthropoda, Insecta, Hemiptera, Aphididae. The record is from the annotation of a GenBank genome assembly.